CUCUCUAGAUAAAAUCUGCGCUUCGCAGUCCCCCUCCUUCCAUCCCCCGGGUCUGGAGGAGGUCCCUACAGACCUUAAAACGCCCGCACCGCUCCCUCCACCCCAAGUAAAUUCUGACGUUGCUGUGAGAGUGCGGGGAUCGCUUUCCCUUUGGGUUAAAGUCGCUUAGGCUGGUCCCUGACCCUCGUCUUUCGUCUCGCGCUAAAUUGACCUCUAAAGACUCAUGUUGCCUGAAGAAGUCCAGAAGAGAAGAAAGGGGAAAGAAAAAGGAGACAGGGAUGGCUCUUCCUCAGGAAAGGUUGACAUUCAGGGAUGUGGCCAUAGAAUUCUCUCAGGAGGAGUGGAAGUGCCUGGACCCUGCUCAGAGGACUUUAUACAGGAACGUGAUGUUGGAGAAUUAUAGGAACCUGGUCUCCCUGGCAGGAAUCUCUCUUCCUGAAAUGAAUAUUGUCUCCACGUUGGAGCAAGGGAAAGAGCCCCGGACUGUGGAGAGUGAAGUGAAAAUAACAAAAACAUCAAAUGGUUGGAAAUGCGUCAAAGGUGUGAACACAGGUGUCUCUCCUACACAUAUGAUCAAGGAGUUACCACCAAAAGAGAACAAUAGCACAGGAAAAGCCUUCCAAGCAGUGAUGCUGGAAAGACGUGAAAUCCAUGACAUCAAAGAUUUUUACUUCAGGGAAAUGCAGAAAAAUGUUCAUGACUUUGAGUGUCAGUGUCACAGUGAUGAAAGAAAUUACAAAGAAACACCUGUGAUUAAAAUAAAAAACAUCACCAGAAGAAGAGAUCAAUGUGAUAGAAGGAUAGCUGGAAAUAAGCCAGUUGAAAAUCAGCGUGAACUGAGCUUAAAGUCGCAUCUGGCUGAACUGCAGGGAUUUCAAACUGAAAGGAAAAUGUAUGAAUGUAAUGAAAUUGAGAAGUCUGUUAUCCACGGCUCCUCAGUUUCACUGCUUCAAAUAAAUCUUCCUCGUGUCGACACCAGCAUUUCUAAUAUAUGUAGGAAUGAUUUUAUGCAUCCUUCAUUACUCACACAAGAACAGAGAGCACAGAGUAGGGAAAAACCUUACAAGUGUAAUGAUUGUGGCAAGGCCUUUCAUCAGAGGUCCCACCUUGAUACACAUCAGAGAAUCCACACUGGACAGAAACCAUAUAAAUGUGAUAUAUGUGGCAAAGCUUUCAGUCAAAUUUCAAACCUGGCAAGUCAUCACAGAAUUCAUACUGGAGAAAAACCUUACAAAUGUAAUGAGUGUGGCAAGGCCUUUAAUCAGGGGUCCAACCUUACUAGACAUCAGAGAAUCCAUACUGGACAGAAACCAUAUAAAUGUGAUGUAUGUGGCAAAGGUUUCAUUCAAAAAUCAAAAGUAGCAAGUCAUCACAGAAUUCAUACUGGAGAGAAAACUUACAAAUUUAGAGUGUGGCAAGGUCUGAAGUCAACAUUCAUACCUUUAAAACCAUCAGAUAAUUCACACUGGAGAGAAACCUUACAAGUGUAAUGAGUGUGACAAAGCCUAACUAAUCUUCAGGUCAUCCAUACUGGAGAGCCCUUAUAAAUGUAAUGAGUGUGGCAAGACUUUUUUUCAGAGUUCAAAACUUGUAAAACAUCUCAGAAUUCAUUCUGGAGAGAAACCACACAAAUGUAAUGAAUGUAGUAAGGCAUUUAUUCAAAAUUCAAGGCUGGUGGACCCUCAGAGAACUCACUGGAGAGAAACCUUACAAGCGUAAUGAGUAUGGUAAAACCUUUAUUGUGUGUUCAAGCCUAACUAACCAUCAGGUAAUUCAUA
Sapajus apella (tufted capuchin) is the source of this 1778-nucleotide messenger RNA. Its product is annotated as zinc finger protein 160-like. Gene Ontology annotation, molecular function: DNA-binding transcription repressor activity, RNA polymerase II-specific. The transcript has 5 exons. NCBI's taxonomy places the organism in Eukaryota, Metazoa, Chordata, Mammalia, Primates, Cebidae. Gene Ontology annotation, biological process: negative regulation of transcription by RNA polymerase II. The record is from RefSeq and is a predicted model, not a curated record. Bases 279 to 1490 code for a protein of 403 amino acids.